AGGUUAAAAGUGUUAGUGAAAAAACUUCAAGGUUUAAAAUGCUAGUAAGUGACACUUUCAAGGUUUUUUAUGCGAUUUUCCCAUUGAAAAUAUGUGCUAGACGCUAUUACUUUAGGCUAUAAUUUAUUAGUACUGAAUUUAAAUGUGUUCAGUCAAGUUGACUUGUUUAUAUCUUUAAUUCUAAUGGGUUACGAAAAUGAUUGAACAACGUACCUGCUACCAGAACGGAUUAAGACAGUUUUAACACAAAUGUGAUACUUAAGACAUACUACAUUCGUUUCGUAAAGAUAGAUUUUAUAAUAUUUUUGUACAUAUUAAGAAAAUACUUUAAAUCACUAUAAUAAAUACUAUAAUAAAUGCAUUGUUUUAUGUAAUUUUUAAGUUUUAAUAACUUUUAACCAAUAGUAAUUUAAUUAAUUUAAUUAAUUUUAUUAAAGUUUACAAUUUUAUCUUUGUAAAACAUUUUUUUAUAAACGGAAGGAAUAGUCGACCAGUCUAAUGUCUUCCCGUGACAUAUAUCGUAUGUUAAGAGUUAAUAUAUGCGGAAUAUGCUUACCUCUCUCUCUCUCUAGUGAUGAAAUAAACAAGAGUAAGAAUGAUUGUGUCCGACACAAUGCCGCGAUAUUCUCAAUUUUUCUUGAUGCUCUAUGCUAACUUAAAACUUUGUGCUUUUGUUAUUUAUGUUUUUAAUACCCUAUAUACAACGGAAAUUUUCGCUUAAAAUUAUGAUACCCUAUCGAUUUCUUUGCUUAUGCUCCAAAAUCCGACAUCUUGUUAUUAGGUUGGUCAAAUAUUCAAUAAUAAAAUAUCGAACCUUUGUAUAUUGUGGAAAGCUGAUGAACGUUUGGAUAUGAAAUAAAGAGUUGCUAAAAUUAUUAGUAAUCAAGAAUUAGAACAAAACUAUAUCAUAUCAAUAAGUCAUAAAACUAUAUUUUCGUGAAACAGUUAAAGCCUGUCCCUGCCGGUUGCCAGUAGAGCUGUUACAAAAUGGAACAGCUUUAUGACUUAUUGAUAUAAUAUUUCCUCCGUUUCAAAAAGAUGUAUUAUAUUUUAGGUUUUUACAUUUAUUAAAAAAUAUACCAGAUUUUAAUUAUUUAUGCAUCUUUAUCAACUAUUCUUCACAACUUUGAACCAAUAAAAUCUUUAUAAACACUAUUAUAUUUUUUAAGUUUAUAAUUUGUAAUUAAUUUAUGUAUUGAUAAUGUAAAAUAUAUAUCUUUUUGAAACAAUUUUUUUCUCUAAAAUAUAGAUUUUUUUUUAAACUGAGAGAGUAAUGAACUUUCAAGUGUGGCAAAUCUUUAGCGUAUGAUUAGCACUAAUUUUGCAGUAAAUGUGACGAAUAACAUAUGGUCUCUUUAGCUGCUACCAAACAGGUAUUUAGUAUGAUUGACACUAAAUUUAGCAGUAAAUAUUACGAAUAUGGUAUCUUCAGCUGCUACUAAACAGAUAGUUAGUAGACAUUAUUAGAGAAACAUUAAUAAAAAAUAGUUACCUACUCAGAGGGUAUUAACAAUUCACGUCGCGGAAUGUCAAAUCGUGACACAAUUUCUCGCUCGUGACCGGUCCCGCAUUGACACCAUUCGAAUGUACUUCCUUUAAACUCUGGCAAUUCUAAACUAUAAAAAAACUUAAUUUUUGAGCAUAUAAUGAAAUCUUUGUAACAAAUACAUUUGCGUUCUUGCAAAACAGUUAAAUUCAUUAUUUUUUAUCUUGGAAAACUACUCUUGUACCAACAACAAAGUACUCCAAGAACAUCAAUGACAUUCCAACCAUAACUCUGGGCCAAAUAUAUUGUCUUGCUUCUUCUGUAGAUAUGAAUAUAAUUUUACAUGUUAUAUACACAUUGUCAUGUUUGAUCUAUAAAACCUGAUCACAUGCAGCAUGUUGGACCAAAAUUAGAAAUUUGGUUUUAAUAUUCUUUGUUUAUAAAGAUACAGAUGGGGGUGCCUCGUUUAAGUUAGAACUCAUUUAUUGAUUGUUAUAUAUAAUCAUGUACAGAAAAUUUAUAUGAUAACAGAGAAUCGGAUUAAAUGAACGAGAGAGUAGACUCAAGUCACUCGACAUAGCUCCCCAUGUGCAUGUAUACAUGUAAAUGUACAAACAACGGCAUGUAUAUAGUAAGUUAUUAAAGUCAUAACCAGAAACCCCCAAAACAAUAAAAGAUUAAUAAUAUUAUUUUUUGUUUUGAUACGUAUAUUUACUCGAAUACGAUGGUAUGGACAAGUAUUGUAUAUAUGGCGACGGCACACCAAGGAGUGGUAGGUAUCUUUGAAUAAUUACUAUACGUAUGUAUAAUGCAUAUGGUCAAGCAUCCAGUGGCGGACCCAGAAAUGUUUUUAACCUGUGUCAUUAUAUAAUUGAAAAUAUAAUAUUUUAAAAGUUUAAUAAAAUAAAAAAAAUUACAAAACAAUCCUACGAUCUUUCAUGUUGUGGAACCUUUUCAUUUGUGAUUUUUUCAAAUACAUCUUUUUCGAUAAAACACAUCAAAUUAGAGCCGUUGAUUUGCAUGAUAUUCUGAUAUUGUUUUUCAUGGUAGAUUAUCCAAAUCAUCUAAUUCACUUUGAGAUGAUGACGAUGGAGUUUUUCUUUUCAAAAGUAUCAAAAAAUUUCCAUAUGUCUGCAAAUAAAAAAAAAAUAUUACUAUAAUAAUUUAUAGUUGGAUAAUUAGAAUCAAUAAAAAUAAACUAAAUUACUAUUUUAAAUACGAACCUACCAGCUAAGAAGAGAUUAGAAAAACUUAAAAUGAUACCUUGUUGAGUUUUGAAGAAGAAGACGGCAAAUUUUCAAAGAAAAUUCUAAUUCUAAAUUAAUGUAUUUGGGGUUUAGGUUUGUAAAUUAUUGAAGUUAACCCUGUUUUUGAUUUUUUCAAUUGUAGACAUUAUUUAUUUACGUUGGGCUUCAAUUAAUAUUAAUGAACACUUUACAGUUUAUCAAGUAAUCAUUGGGCUAUAGUUUAUGGGGUAUCAAAACUAAAUUUAAUGGGAAAAUACACAGGAAAAAAAUUCACAAUUAAAGGUGUGUCAAUUGCACCCCCAUCAACAUACCUAGGUCCGCCUCUGCAAGCAUCCAAAUGAGAAAAAGACCUAAGACUUACAACGUAACUCUAUCAAGUAUCUUUUCAUUAUAGAUAUAGCACGAAAUUUCAAUAUAAUUUUAAUUAUAUAUCAUAUAUAUAUUACAACUUUAUGCCGCCAAAGGAAAGUUUCAAUAAUUCUUCCAUCAUUUGGAAAAUUCUUCUAAACUACUACUGUAUUGCAUUCAAUAAUACAGUUGCGCCCUUUAUUACAUGUAGCUACUAGCUAGUAUUAUUUUGCUAUCCAAUAUAGAUUAUUAUUAUUCAAUGUUUAUGGUUAAAGGACUUUUUUUUGUUUGAUGAUAACCCAAGCUUGAUCGAAUCUGAAGACUCGAUUAAUUCUUUGGAGGCUGGCCUACCAGUGACAGAUAAACCAGAUUGCUCUACAUGGAAGUUAGACAUCCACACUAUAUGACCACACAAAUUGGUAAAUUUAAGUGAUAAGUUUUAAAUCUAAAUUUAAGUGAUAAGUUUCAAAUCUGGGACAUUUAGACCCAGAAAUCAUAGCUGAAAUCAUACGUCGAUGAUCUUUAUCGUUGCUGAAAUACGUCCGGUGUGGUUUUAAAGGACUAUUUUAGUGAGACUUUAAAGACUUCAUCAUAGCUGAAAUCACCCUUCUUGCUGGUAGCAAUGAUCAUGUUCAAAAUAUUUUGUCGAUGAUCUUUAUCGUUGUUGUCAUUGGCCUUGGCGUCUCUCUGUGUCUACCAUUGUUCCUUUCUUAUCUCACUAACAUUGUAGGACAAAGUAAGGCUUCGAAUGGUGACCAUCGUCCCGGCCCGCCCCGCAGUUAACAUUAACAAAAAACUCUACAUGUACUAUAUAUUUAUACAUUUUUAUAACUUUAAAACCGCACCACAGUUGAACCGUUUGUCCCACACCGUUCAAACCGCAGUCACGGAGCCUAAGUGUGAUAAUAUACAGAGUUGACCAGGCAGAUAAUGGAUAGUAAGUGGAGAAUGUUAAUGUGUUUGGUAUCAAUCUUUGUCACUGUUUAUUUUGCACAUCCAACUUCGUGCAUUUAAAAAAAAAAUACCUCGUGCAUUUGAUUGAUUCUUGUAUUGUUUGUUAUGAAUGUGUAUUUAUUGGGAUUAUAACGGCGAUUGCAGCUUUGUUAUAUCCAUUUUCUAAAGAAAAUUAAUAUAUAAGAAAAUCGGACGAAGUCGUCUUGCUUGACUACUAAUGUCGUCUCCUCAUUUAUAAUCUCAGUCUCCAAGACUCUAAGUAUAAUCUUUGCUUUCACUGGUAUAAAUAGAUUUUGACACAAUUUCUAGCAGCCUUGUUGACUGCAUUUAUAUACAUUUCGUCGUCAAUCUAUCAAACAACCAACUUUUCAAUUAUCAUAUUCUUACCAUGAAUCUAAACCAUAAUGUGAAAGUCAAACUAGAAUUGACAACUGAUUAUAACUUCACACCAAAAGUGUUUACUUAGUUGAAAAAUGUUAUUUGUCCAAAAAGUUAAAAAUGUUUAUUUGUUAAAAAUAUGUUUAUUUUGUUCAUUUUUUAAUAAAGAGGAUUACUAAUUAAUUGCUAAUGUAAACGCUAUGAAAUAAUACAUUUCAGAUUAUUUUUUUGACAAAGGAAAUACAUUUCAGAUUACUAAGUCUUCUACAGUUUGGAUCUUUUACAAACAAAAGAAAAACUAUUAUUCACUAUACGUCUUUCAGAAAAAAACUGUUAUUCAACUAUGAAGAUAUAGUAUCUACAGUACUCAAUGCUAAUUAUUUGUUUUCAUUUUCUGUUCGUAUUAUUCUAAUUUUCCGACUACAAAAUUACUAAUAGUCGUUAUUCAACUAGCUUGUCACACUAAUGCAUAUCACAUAUGGUUAAUAAAGAAAAUUAGUUAGUUAAAAGCAAAAUACGUAAUUAGUAAUUUUUUGCUGUGAUACUUGGGUUAGUGCUCAUAGAAAAUUAUGGUAUUUAAUUAAAUAAGUGUCAAAUUCUGAUUAGGUAUAAGUAUAACAAAAAAAAAGAAAAAUAUAUAUAUAUAUAGAUAUUAGUAAUUUUUUGCUGUGAUACUGGGGUUAGUGCUCAUAGAAAAUUUUGCUCUUUAAUUAAAUAACUGUCAAAUUUUGAUUAGGUAUAACAAAAAAUAAAUAAAUAAAUAUAUAUAUAUAUAUAUUCAUUCUUUUUUACAUGAUAAUUUGUAAAUAACUUAUCCAUCAACUUUGAACACCAGUUGUGUAUAAUAUUUUGCCAGGGAGAAUAUUAUUUAGUGUAUUUAUAAAUCUAAAAUAAUAUAUGUUAUUUUAAUAUUAUUGCACUCUAAACUGGACUCCAGGACCGUUGUAUUGUUGGGGAAAAAAGUCGGUAACUGAAUCUGUCUUAAAAAUGUAAAAUAUCAAAAUACAUUUCAAAUCCAAAUUUUGCCACUGCAAUUAAAACGGCAGAACUAGGCAGUCUAAAAGUUCCUAUUUACAGAAACGAGUAUAUUGAAAUUACUCCACAUUGUCAUUGAUACUUUGAUAGUAGUAAGUUUCGGGACACGUACUUUUAAUACACAUUAAGGUCCAUAUACAUGUACAUCUAACUUUGUUGGAGUGGGAGAUGAAUUAAAUACAUACUAGGAGAGAGAGAGAGAGAGAGAGAAAGAUUAAGUAAAGACAUACUAGGUGUUUAGAACAACAGACGGAAGAGAAGGUGAAGAAAUACGAAGAAACGCACGCAGAAGGUGUGAGACAAAGUGUUUACUAAUGAAAGAUUAAUACGUAAUCCUCUACUCAAACCACAUUCGGUUGGUGGACGUUGAGAUGACUCAAGAUAACUUCACUCUCUUGCAUGUAUUUAAUUUAAUUUGUGGGUUACUUGUCUCCUCCCUUGCUUUGCUCAGACUCACAUUUUAAAGUUCUCUUUAAUUAUAAUUCAUAGAACCAAACUACGAAAUUAAAAUUGAGUGCUAGACAUCAAAAGAAAUGUGGUAUAGGGAAUAUCUCUUAGCAUCUAUAUAUAGGUAAUAGUCGAUCUAGAUAUUAUGAAUGAUUUAUAGCAUAUGUGGUAAUCACUUUGCAUAGCCAAACAAAGAAAAUGAGCUCAAUUCUGUUUUAGCCUCUUCUUUUGCUAUACUUAUAUUUUUCUUUUUGAAAAUUAGCAUAUAUCAGUAAUCAACGACUUUUGAUCCCAUAUCGAAGCUUUAAAACAUAAUUUAAACCAAGCAAAGUAUAUCAAUAUUUAUAGUAAAGCAUGUCUAAUUUUUAAUCAUGAUAUAUUUGUGACUGGUCAUAUUUUUGAUUUUUUUUUACUAUCUGUGAUAAUUUAAUGAUUUUUAAAAAUUAGUCACAAACGCAUCGUGACUAUUUCGUAGUUAUACGAUAAAUUUUUACAAGCGAACUCACAAAAACGUUGUACUAAAGAGAGAAACAAAAACUCCAAAAAGAAGGAGGAUAGGUUAUGUGUCCAGCCGAUAUGAAAACACAACAUGUUCAUGUUCGCGAGAUAAGAUUCGACAACUCAACAAUAGAAGAAAAAUAAGUAUCGACAAUGCUAUAAAUACUACAAUUACAUAAUGGUAAACCGCAGACUUGUUGUAAGAAAGCUUCUUUGUGUUUUAAUAAAGGAGCAAGUUAAGACUUCUUCCACAUUGCAUAUCCAUUUACAUCAACAUCAACGCGUCCCCACUUAUCUCCUAAAUCCCAAGUCACAAAAUUCACCGCAAACUUGGGCUGUAGAAAUAAGUAUAUUUAGUUUUGUUUAUUCUAAAAUAUAAAAGUUCUCACCAAACAAAAAAAAAAAAUUCAACGGUGAUGUAGAACCCACUGAAAGGUUCAGAGCUGUCGUUUCCUCAUCCAUUCUAAUGAUCUCUCUUAUAUAAUCCCCUUCACACUCGCCACCAUAUUCUCAUGCAUCUUACUCAUUUCAUCAUCUCUUACUAACCCAAAAAACAAACACACAAACAAAAAAUAAAGAAAAUAAUAAAUAUUAUGGAUCUUCUCCUUCUCUUGUUCUCUAUUCUUCUCUCAUAUCUCUUCUUCAAGAUCUGGAAACUCAUAGACUCAAAGAAAGACAAAGACUGCUACAUCUUAGACUACCAAUGUCAUAAACCAUCGGACGACCGAAUGGUGAGCACUCAGUUCAGCGGAGAAAUCAUUCACCGAAACAAGAACCUCGGUUUAAACGAAUACAAGUUCCUUCUGAAAGCCAUCGUAAGCUCAGGGAUUGGAGAACAAACCUACGCUCCAAGACUCGUCUUCGAAGGCCGAGAAGAGCGUCCUUCAUUACAAGAUGGGAUCUCGGAGAUGGAAGAUUUCUACGUAGAAAGCAUCGGAAAACUCCUGGAGAGACAAAAAAUCUCACCUAAAGAAAUCGACAUCCUCGUAGUCAACGUCUCCAUGCUCUCCACAAUGCCUUCUUUAGCUUCAAGAAUCAUAAACCAUUACAAGAUGAGGGAAGACGUCAAGGUCUUCAACUUGACCGGGAUGGGAUGUAGCGCGAGUCUAAUCUCUGUAGACAUUGUGAAGAACAUUUUCAAGAGCUACGCAAACAAGUUAGCUCUUAUUGCUACCUCCGAGUCUUUAGGCCCUAAUUGGUAUAGCGGAAACAACCGUUCGAUGAUUCUAGCGAACUGCUUGUUCCGGUCCGGUGGCUGUGCUAUUCUUUUGACUAACAAACGUAGCUUGAGAAAGAAAGCUAUGUUUAGGCUCAAGUGUAUGGUGCGGACUCACCAUGGAGCUAGAGAGGAUUCUUACAACUGUUGUAUCCAGUCCGAGGACGAACAAGGCCGUGUAGGGUUUUACUUGGGGAAGAAUCUACCAAAAGCGGCGACUCGAGCUUUUGUAGACAAUCUCAAGGUCAUAACACCCAAGAUUCUUCCAGUAACCGAGCUCUUGAGGUUCAUGCUAAAGCUACUCAUCAAGAAAAUCAAGAUGCAUCAAAACCCUAGCAAGGCCUCCAUGAAUCUCCCACCGGUGACUCCUAUAAAGGCAGGGAUCAACUUCAAAACCGGGAUCGAACAUUUUUGCAUUCAUACCGGAGGAAAAGCUGUGAUUGAUGGGAUUGGACAUAGCUUGGAUUUAAGCGAGUAUGAUAUUGAACCGGCGAGGAUGACUCUUCACCGGUUUGGGAAUACAUCGGCUAGUAGUUUGUGGUAUGUUUUGGCUUAUAUGGAAGCUAAGAAGAGACUGAAGAGAGGAGAUAGAGUGUUUAUGAUAAGCUUUGGAGCUGGUUUUAAAUGCAACAGCUGCGUUUGGGAAGUUGUGAGAGAUCUCACCGUUGGAGGAUCAAAAGGGAAUGUGUGGAAUCAUUGCAUUGAUGAUUAUCCACCUAAAUCGAUUUCGAAUCCUUAUUUGGAGAAGUUUGGUUGGAUUCAAGAUGAAGAACUUGAUACUUUCAAGAUCCCUGACGGGUUUAUGUAAAACGUUUCCGCACAAAAACGCAAACGCGAAAAUAACACAAAAGGUGACAAUAUUUUCUUCUUCUUCUUCUUCUUCUUUUUUCCUUUUCCCCUUAGUUAAAUUUUUACGUAUUUUAUUAUUUAAAAGAAUGGGAUUGGAACAGGGAUAUGAAUGCAUGUAAAAGAAACUUCGAUUUCAUUUUGCUUGAUAUAAUUUUUUUGUGUAAUAAUUUGUUAAUUUUACACUGUUAUAAUUAGGGCAAGCACUUCCAGUAAGAUGAGGAAUUUUACUAAUUUGCCAUCAUAUUGGAAUGCUGGCCUCUUUUUCGUAUGUUAUGAAUUUAAUAUUUUUGUAUUAAUGUUCAUUUCCACUUUAAUUUGUACUAUUAAUACUUCGCAUUUA
This is a messenger RNA of Brassica rapa (field mustard), 8798 nucleotides long. RefSeq names its product 3-ketoacyl-CoA synthase 12. The record is from RefSeq and is a predicted model, not a curated record. Gene Ontology annotation, molecular function: acyltransferase activity, transferring groups other than amino-acyl groups. Gene Ontology annotation, cellular component: membrane. Lineage: Eukaryota; Viridiplantae; Streptophyta; Magnoliopsida; Brassicales; Brassicaceae. Gene Ontology annotation, biological process: fatty acid biosynthetic process.